Molecule: messenger RNA, 2661 nt
Organism: Rhea pennata
Lineage: Eukaryota; Metazoa; Chordata; Aves; Rheiformes; Rheidae
Gene: CFAP100
Product: cilia and flagella associated protein 100
Exons: 19
Coding region: 1-2661 (886 amino acids)
Source: RefSeq, a predicted model, not a curated record
AUGUUCAAGUCACCGGAAAUAUCCAAGCUGCUGGAAAUGUCCAGUCUCCUGGAGGUGUGCACACUGCUGGAGGUGUGCACACUCUCAGAGGCGUGCACGCCCCUGGAGGUGUGCACGCUAGUGAAGGUGUGCAGACCCCCGGAGGUGUGCGAGCCCCUGGAGGUGUACACAUUGCAGGAGGAUUGCUUCUCACAAACACCCAACACCGUCACCAAUGCCUCCGACCAGAAACAGCCCACUGGCCCCAACCACAGGCAGACAGCUUGGCUUGAAAAGGAACCUCCAUCUGAGAGGUGUUGGGAUAGAAAACUGUGUGUCCUGCCAGGGGAUACGGGAGGGGGGGUCAAGCCAGCAACCGACAGAGGUGGUCAGCGGAUCUUGGGAGGUUAUCGCACUUGCGAGCAGUUUGGGGAGAGGAAUCGGAGACUAGGACGAGACCAAGGAGCUGCCAAUCUGGAACCGACCAGUGGUGCCUGCAGUCAUAGGGCUGUUUGCAGUCAGGCAGCUGCCUGCCCAGGACCUCCUGCAGCACCUCCAGUCCAGCCAGCAGGUGGUUUGGAGACACCUCCCACUGUGGCCAGGCAUCAGAAGGAUCCACCUCAGCUCCAAGCUCUCCGUUGGGGCCAGCAGUCUGAUGCUAGCAAAAAGCUCUGGAUAAACGUAUCAGUUAAAACCAUGAAUGCCUUAUCCAUUGAUUCACAUACUACUGCUAUUGGUAUGCAGCUACUGAGACAUAAAAUGUCAGAGGUAGUGAAAUAUAUGCCAAAUGAUUCUACCAAGAAAGCAAUUUUUAUGUAUAUUAUAGAGCUUGAUAAAUAUAGUCAGCACAACUGGGCAGGAUCAAAGAUGUCAUCCCCAGCUACAAGGUCAAGCUCUGAUAGCCCCUCUCCCCAGUCUGGAUUGGAAACACAGCCUGCGCAGUCAGAUUCUGCUUUGCAACUUCAUCCAUUUCUUGCAGAAAGUUCAGAAGAGGAUGAAGAAAAUUCCACAAAAAAUCCAUUUAUGAUCCCUCCAGAUAUUGAUAUCUUCUCAAUAAGGGACAAGGAAAGACAAAAGGCUAAGGAGGAACGUGAAAAGAGGAAGACCAUGAAAAUACAUGAGAAAAUGACCUACUCCACUAAGAUAAAUGUAAAGCAAAAGGAGUUCAGGAAAGCUCUCCAGAAAGAGGAAGAAGAAGAGGACAGAAAACAGGCAACAGAAACAGAGAGACUGAAAGCUUUUCAGGAUAGUCUUUCAUGGAAGACAGCCCUUUCCAAAGGUCAGCAUUUAGAAAAAGAGAGCUUUCGUGACUAUGUAAACAACAGGAGACAAAUAUUUUUACUUGAGUAUACUAUGGCAGUAAAGAGGGAUGAGAUUCAGAGGCUGGAGUACUUCGCAAAGACGGAGGAAAGACGACUGGAAAAGGCUGAAUACCACCUGGAAAAGGAUGCUGUCAUGUUUGAUGAGUUCCUGAAGGAGAAUGACAAAAAUUCUAUUCAAGCCCUGAAAAUUGCUGAAAAAGAAACUGCAGCAAAGACAGAGAAAAUAAUGGAGAUCCAAGCGAUUACUUCACAAAUAAUGAACCUCGAAAGUGAUAUAUCCAAAUUUGAGGAUACUUUGCAGGAGUACAAGAGGUACAGGGACUUCCUCUAUCAACUGUCUCCAAAAGAAUGGCAGGAAGAAUACGCAAAAAAGCAUGCAAAAGAAAAGAAGUUGAAAACAGCUUCCAAAGUUAAAGAAGAAAGUGCCUCUCCUCGCACUACUGCAGAGAAGGGUAAGUGCCAAGGAAGAGCUUCCCACUCUUUGCUUGGAUACACCAGCUAUUUAGAUGCACAAAGCUCUCUGUUGUCUUCUGAAAGCUCGGAUUUCGGGUUAUUAUGUGAGAUCAGGCCAGAGUUCAAAGACUUUCUGAAACCUCUAUCAACAGUAAAACUAAGUUUAGUGGAGGAUCAAGAGAGUGAAACCUGCUCAGACGAGGAGGAUGAGCUGGAAUUGUAUUUUACUGACCCUCAGCAACUGCUGUCUAUUUUCACGGAGCUGGAGGAACAGAACUUAUCCCUCAUCCAGAAUUCCCAAGACAUCGAGGAAACAUUGGACGAGCUCCGACAAACUUUAAUCACCACAUGUAACAGGAUGGACCAGGAGAUAGAGCAGCUGAAAGAGCUUGCAGCCACUGUCAAAUCCUCUAUUGCCAAAGAAGAGGAGACUGCAGCAGAUCUGAAGCUCAGAGUUCGCGUCUUUUCCUUUGGAGAAUACAAAGCUGAUGUCCAGGAUAAAAUGCUUGCGAACUUGAACAAAAAGGUGCUGGAAGUCUAUCGCCGCUGCAUUGGAGAAAACGAGGCAAACCUAGGGACGUUGCAGAUGCUAGCAGUGAUAGAAAAACAGCUGGAUGACUUACUGGAGUGCCUAGAGAGAAUCCCAUCAGCAAAGAUAGAACAGGCUGAGAAAGCAAAAGAAAAAGAACGAAGGAUAAGGCUCAGAGAAGAAAAGAUAAGACAACAGAAGCUGCUACAGGAGGAAAGACUGCAACGGGCCCUGGCAAGAGCACGGGCAGACAUAAAGAAAAAAACUGGCAGGAGGCUGGUGUUUCGCUCCGACCCACCUGUCGAGAAGGAGAAGCAGCAGCAGACCCAAGAACAAAUGGAUGAAGAGAAGCAAGAACAGCUCUACUACUUUACCUGA